GGGGGCAGCGGAGGUGGGGGGUCGGAGACUGGCCUCGUGGGGCCAGUCUCCGGAGCGCGCGGGGGCGGCCGGUGUAGGGUGGUCUUGGAGCCCCUCGGUGGAGGCGGCAGCCCUAGUGUCCGCGUGUGGUCGGUGUCCAGGCUUGUGUCUCCUGUGUUAGUGCCAUGUGCACACGGGGGCCCGUUCCUCGCGUACACAUGUGCAGCCAGCCUUUUGCAGCCUGUCCUGCCCUCGCCUGCCUCGGCUUGCUUCCUACCUAGGGCUCUGCUGGGCUGGCCGCGGCUUGGGGGCAGCUCUUGGCCGUACUGGUCCCUGUCACCUCUGACCCUGAGAAUGCACGUCCCUGGCUGGGGCUCACCUUCUGUCAGUCUCCUGUGUGUGGAGAUGUGUGGCUGCAUGAGAAGGAUUUCUGUGUCCCUGGUGGCAGGUGUGUGUCUUUGCAUGUGUGUUCCAUCACUGGCCUGGGUAUCUGUGUCAGUCCCAGCAUGAGUGUCCAGGGCGUGUCUGGAUGUGGGUGGUAUGCAAGUGGGGGGAAGAGAGUAAGUGUGUGUGAGUGUGUUCUUUGGAAUCCUGCCAUGUAUGAAACACCUUUGGGCUAGCAGGUGUGAGCCCCUGCUCUGUUAGGGAGUGGGGACAGGAAAGCUAGCUGAAAAGGGAAAGAGUGGGGUAAAGAGGAAAAGUGGGGAGUUGGGGGAGAGGAGGACUGAGCGGGGCUUGGUGAGGGGAGAGGCAGGAGAGGGAAUGGCUGCAGAGGGCUUGGGCAGGUGGGACUUCGUGGAGUCAGGUUGAGAAGAGAGAGGAGGUGGGGAACUGGCUGGAGCUGAUGGAGAAGGGAGUCUGGAAAUGGGGAGGCAGCGCAGGGGCAAGAGAGAGUCAGGCCUUCCGUGAAGUGAUCACUGAGAGGAGAGCGGCAGCCGGGCUUGUGGCUUGUGUAGGCCAUGUAGAAUCGGGCUUGGCUGGCUCAGGAGAGGCCAUCCUAGAGGCUGGCUCCCAGUGAGGCCUGGCGCAGCAGGACCUGCUGAUAGAGGUGCCCAUUCCCAGCCCAGAGUUUUGCCCCCCCCCCACCCGCCCCGGCCCAUUCCUCUGCUCUCUCUCCAGCUCUGUUCCUCCACCUGCUUUGGCAGCCUUCCUCUGGGGCUCCCCUUGAGAGCUGCCAGCGGGGUGUGACAGGGAAGAAAGGCCAAAGGGAAGGUUAGUGGUUUGGGGGAUUGGAGGGUAGGGGGAGAUUCUGUGGGUGAUGGCAAGAUUAGAGAGGUUGGAGAGGUGGGAGUGCAAGCCCUUGCUGUGUGUGUGAGUGAGUGCAAUUGUGUGUGUAUACAGGGUGUGUACAUGUGUGGGUGUGUGCACAAUGCCUGUGUUACGGGUCUGUGUAGGUGGCUGUUAUGCGUGUGCAUGCGUGUAUACAUCGUGCAGGGAUGGGACAUGGAGGCCCAGGAUCUUGGUGUGUGCUUAUCAGGUUUGCUCUCUGCGUGGACAUGGGCCUGUGGCCUGUGUUCUGUCCAUGUCACUGCAUGCAGCACUGUUAACAGGAUAUCCUGUGUUUCUGUCACUCUGCCCCCUUUCCUCUGUGUUUCUGCUCUUUUUUUUUCAUUGUGGCACUGAGGGGCUUUGUAAGCAUAUGCGUAUGUGGUCUCUGUGUACCUCUGACUUAAAUAUGAGUUUGUGCCUCUUAGUACUUGGUUAUAUGUAUAAGAUUAUAUUACUUCCAAGAAUCAAGCAGACCAAUUAGCAAAUCCAUUCUCCUUCUGUUAAUUCUUUAGUUCUAAAGCAGAAUUUUAGUGGAUUUGAAGUUAGAGUUUCUGCCUUUAUUACAGGAUCUUUUAUAUGAACAUAAUGGCUGAACUGCAUUCUUUGGCAUGAGAAUGAGGCAAGCAGACCUGAGAAAAGCAAAGACUUAGGAAGGAAAUAGCCUGAACCCUUAGAUGCACUGUUGAGUGUGUAACAGAAGGGUAGUUAAUGCAUUUGUUCCUUGGUUUUUCUUUAUUCUGGAAGCAACCAGGGACUCCUGUGUUGGAGUCAGGAAAGGGCUGGGGAAGAAGGGGUUGUCCUGAGAUAGAGUGGUUGUGGUUGUACUUUUCCUGUGAAUGAAGGAUGCUUGUGCUUUGGGGGUCUGGGGGUACCUUGAUGCGGUCAGAAUCAUGGUUUACUCAGGCCUGUGUCUUAGAGGUUAAAGUGGCCUCCCCUGUGUGGGGGCCCUGUGUGGUGUCAGGGUUAAAUGUCCUUUUCUGCAAUGUGCUGCCCACAUGACUGCCCAAGGGACUUGGGCCCCAGGUCCACACCAGCAGCUCUCAUGGGUGUCAGGGUCAAGUAUGCACUCCCCUGCUGCAGUGCUCACAUAUGUCUAAGCAUGUGUCCAGCGGGGUAUGUGGGCCCCAGGGCCUCAGGAUGCGGACCUGUGGCACCCCCAACUCACCAUUCUCUGCAUGUCUGCUAAGCACCUGGGUUCCUCUUUAUCGUCCGUGCUGUGGUUAUCAUGUAUAUAUGUCCCCUCCCCACACAGCUCCGUGUAUGUUUCUGUGCUCUACACAUGUGUUGCUGAGGGACUGACAAGGGUUUCCAUGUCAUGGGAUCCACAUUUUUGUGUGUAGAUCUCCUAACACCCGGGUUUUAGAGGCAUAGGGAAGCUGGGCAAUUUGCAGGUGAUUUGCAGUUCAGGAAGCUGACAGUGAAGCUGUGGCUGUGGCCCUCCCUUGUUCUGGACACUAGAGGGUUAACAGGCGGCUCUUCCGGUCCCCCCCCCACCAGCCUGUAGCUUCUUGUUGCUGUGGAGAUGGUAGCCCCGCCCCUGAUGCAGCACCUGCCCCCCCAUUGGCUGCAGUGGUGACUGUGGGGCUGAGGGGGGAGCCCAGGCCUGGGCAGCCAUUCUGGAGCUGGAGCCCGAGCUUGGCAUCCCCCCACUUUCAUUCUCCUCUAGCUCCUCAGCCCCUCUCAAUUCCCUGGCAGCAGAGCCUCAGCUUCCCUCCUCCGAGCUGCCACCCCUCCAGACUCAGAGCCGUCCGAGCUUCCUCCGCGUUCACCUCCCCUCCUCCUCGCCCUGCCCUCACUUGGGAGUCCCCCGAGUGCCCACUGCCCAUUCUCCCUGCUCCCCUGCUUUCUUCCCCUUCCCCUUCCCCCUUCCCUUCUGACUCCCUGCCUCUGCAGUGCACGUGGAGCGGGCCCCUUCUCCCCUCCCCCUGCCCUUUGCUGUCCCCAGGCUUCUUCCGCUUCCACUCCGCACAGGUCCCUUCCAGGACCUCCCCCUCCAGGCCAGGGAGGGGGUCAUGGGAGGCAGUCCUGGCCCUCCAGACAGAUUGGGGUCGGGGAGAAGAUGUGCCCAGCUGAAAGAGGAGGAAAACCUGCCUCCGGCCCAUGACCUUUAACCCGACUCCCCCCCCCCCCCCCCCAGCUGACCCCUUCCUGGGGGUGUGGGCACCAAGAACCUAGGAUCCGUGGCUCUUUGGUGUCCUUUAUUCCUGAAGUUUUACUGACGCUCUCAGCCAUGCCCCUUUGCUGACUGCCAGCCCCAACCCCAGUCAUGGGCCUGAGGCCCCCCACCCCGUCCCCCUCUGGGGGCUCUGGCUCAGGUUCCUUGCCCCCUCCUUCCCGCCGCCAGCCUCUCAGCCGCCGCUGCUCUUCCUGCUGCUUCCCGGGGGAAUACCACUUGGGUCGCUCGAGGAGGAAGAGUGUCCCAGGGGGGAAGCAGUACAGCAUGGAGGCCGCCCCCGCCGCACCCUUCCGGCCCUCGCAAGGCUUCCUGAGCCGGAGGCUAAAAAGCUCCAUCAAACGCACGAAGUCACAACCCAAACUUGACCGGACCAGCAGCUUCCGCCAGAUCCUGCCUCGCUUCCGAAGUGCUGACCAUGACCGGGCCCGGCUGAUGCAGAGCUUUAAGGAGUCACACUCUCACGAGUCCCUGCUGAGUCCUAGUAGCGCGGCCGAGGCCUUGGAGCUCAACUUGGAUGAAGACUCCAUUAUCAAGCCAGUGCACAGCUCCAUCCUGGGCCAGGAGUUCUGUUUUGAGGUAACAACGUCAUCAGGAACAAAAUGCUUUGCCUGUCGUUCUGCCGCCGAAAGGGACAAAUGGAUCGAGAACCUGCAGCGGGCGGUGAAACCCAACAAGGACAACAGCCGCCGGGUGGACAACGUAUUGAAGCUGUGGAUCAUAGAGGCCCGGGAGCUGCCCCCCAAGAAGCGGUACUACUGUGAGCUCUGCCUGGAUGACAUGCUGUAUGCACGCACCACCUCUAAGCCCCGCUCGGCCUCGGGGGACACCGUUUUCUGGGGUGAGCACUUCGAGUUCAACAACCUGCCGGCUGUCCGGGCCUUGCGGCUGCACCUAUACCGUGAUUCAGACAAAAAGCGCAAGAAGGACAAGGCAGGCUAUGUCGGCCUGGUGACUGUGCCUGUGGCCACCCUGGCCGGGCGCCACUUCACAGAGCAGUGGUACCCUGUGACCCUGCCAACGGGCAGCGGGGGCUCUGGGGGUAUGGGGGGCUCGGGUGGGGGAGGGGGCUCUGGGGGCGGCUCAGGGGGCAAGGGCAAAGGAGGUUGCCCAGCGGUGCGGCUGAAAGCACGUUACCAAACGAUGAGCAUCCUGCCCAUGGAGCUAUAUAAGGAGUUCGCCGAGUAUGUCACCAACCAUUAUCGGAUGCUCUGUGCGGUGUUAGAGCCCGCCCUGAACGUCAAGGGCAAGGAGGAGGUCGCCAGUGCCCUGGUUCACAUCCUGCAGAGCACGGGCAAGGCCAAGGACUUCCUUUCAGACAUGGCCAUGUCCGAGGUGGACCGCUUCAUGGAACGAGAACACCUCAUAUUCCGCGAGAACACGCUCGCCACUAAAGCCAUAGAAGAGUACAUGAGACUGAUUGGUCAGAAAUACCUCAAGGAUGCCAUCGGGGAAUUCAUCCGUGCUCUGUAUGAAUCUGAGGAAAACUGUGAGGUGGACCCCAUCAAGUGCACGGCAUCCAGUUUGGCUGAGCACCAGGCCAACCUGCGGAUGUGCUGUGAGUUGGCCCUGUGCAAGGUGGUCAACUCCCAUUGCGUGUUCCCGAGGGAGCUAAAGGAGGUGUUUGCGUCCUGGCGACUGCGCUGUGCAGAGCGGGGCCGGGAGGACAUCGCAGACCGGCUGAUCAGCGCCUCGCUCUUUCUGCGCUUCCUCUGCCCGGCCAUCAUGUCUCCCAGCCUCUUUGGGCUCAUGCAGGAGUACCCAGAUGAGCAAACCUCGAGAACCCUCACGCUCAUCGCCAAGGUCAUCCAGAACCUGGCCAACUUUUCCAAGUUUACCUCAAAGGAGGACUUUCUGGGCUUCAUGAACGAGUUUCUGGAGCUGGAGUGGGGUUCCAUGCAGCAGUUCCUGUACGAGAUCUCCAACCUGGACACGCUGACUAACAGCAGUAGCUUUGAGGGUUACAUCGACCUGGGCCGAGAGCUCUCCACGCUGCACGCCCUGCUGUGGGAGGUGUUGCCCCAGCUCAGCAAGGAAGCCCUCCUGAAGCUGGGCCCGCUGCCCCGGCUCCUCAACGACAUCAGCACGGCUCUGAGGAACCCCAACAUCCAAAGGCAGCCGAGUCGUCAGAGCGAGCGGCCCCGGCCUCAGCCCAUGGUGCUGCGGGGCCCUUCGGCCGAGAUGCAGGGCUACAUGAUGCGGGACCUCAACAGCUCCAUCGACCUUCAGUCCUUCAUGGCUCGAGGCCUCAACAGCUCCAUGGACAUGGCUCGCCUCCCCUCCCCAACCAAGGAGAAGCCCCCGCCACCACCGCCUGGUGGGGGGAAAGACCUGUUCUAUGUCAGCCGCCCACCCCUGGCCCGGUCCUCCCCCGCCUACUGCACCAGCAGCUCGGACAUCACAGAGCCGGAGCAGAAGAUGCUGAGUGUCAACAAGAGUGUCUCCAUGCUGGACCUGCAGGGCGACGGGCCCGGCGGCCGCCUCAACAGCAGCAGCGUGUCCAACCUGGCGGCUGUCGGGGACCUGCUGCACUCGAGCCAGGCCUCCCUGACCGCGGCCUUGGGGCUGCGGCCUGCGCCUGCUGGCCGCCUCUCCCAGGGGAGCGGCUCGUCCAUCACGGCGGCCGGCAUGCGCCUUAGCCAGAUGGGCGUCACCACAGACGGUGUCCCUGCCCAGCAACUGCGCAUCCCCCUCUCCUUCCAGAAUCCUCUCUUCCACAUGGCCGCUGAUGGGCCAGGGCCCCCAGGGGGCCACGCAGCGGGCAGCGGCCACGGCCCACCCUCCUCCCAUCACCACCACCACCACCACCACCACCACCGAGGCGGAGAGCCCCCAGGGGACACCUUCGCCCCAUUCCACGGCUACAGCAAGAGCGAGGACCUCUCCUCAGGGGUCCCUAAGCCCCCUGCUGCUUCCAUCCUUCACAGCCACAGCUACAGCGAUGAGUUUGGACCCUCUGGCACCGACUUCACCCGUCGGCAGCUCUCACUCCAGGACAACCUGCAGCACAUGCUGUCCCCUCCCCAGAUCACCAUUGGUCCCCAGAGGCCUGUCCCCUCAGGGCCUGCAGGCGGGAGCGGCGGUGGGGGCAGUGGUGGGGGCGGCGGGGGUCAGCCGCCCCCAUUGCAGAGGGGCAAGUCUCAGCAGUUGACAGUCAGCGCUGCCCAGAAACCUCGGCCGUCCAGCGGGAAUCUGCUGCAGUCGCCGGAGCCGAGUUAUGGCCCUGCCCGCCCACGGCAGCAGAGCCUCAGCAAGGAGGGCAGCAUCGGGGGCAGCGGGGGCAGCGGUGGCGGCGGCGGGGGCGGGGGGCUCAAGCCCUCCAUCACCAAGCAGCAUUCCCAGACGCCAUCCACACUGAACCCCACAAUGCCGGCCUCUGAGCGGACGGUGGCCUGGGUCUCCAACAUGCCUCACUUGUCGGCUGACAUUGAGAGCGCCCACAUCGAGCGGGAAGAGUACAAACUCAAGGAGUACUCCAAGUCUAUGGACGAGAGCCGGCUGGACAGGGUGAAGGAGUAUGAGGAGGAGAUCCACUCGCUGAAGGAGCGUCUGCACAUGUCCAACCGGAAGCUGGAGGAGUAUGAGCGGAGAUUGCUGUCCCAGGAAGAGCAGACCAGCAAAAUCCUGAUGCAGUAUCAGGCCCGGCUGGAGCAGAGUGAGAAGAGGCUACGGCAGCAGCAGGUGGAGAAGGACUCCCAGAUCAAGAGCAUCAUCGGCAGGCUGAUGCUGGUGGAGGAGGAGCUGCGCCGGGACCACCCCACCAUGGCUGAGCCGCUGCCCGAACCCAAGAAGAGGCUGCUCGACGCUCAGGUGGAGAGGCAGCUUCCCCCCUUGGGUCCAACAAACCCGCGUGUGACGCUGGCCCCACCUUGGAACGGCCUGGCCCCCCCAGCCCCACCUCCCCCACCCCGGCUGCAGAUCACUGAGAACGGCGAGUUCCGAAACACCGCAGACCACUAGCCCACCCAGCAUCUCAGACCUCCUCCUCCCUCCCUGUGCACCCCACCCUGGAACGGCACCGACCACCAGGACUGGACGUCGCCGAGGGACAGUGGGAUCGCCUCCCUGAACGCCUCCUUGCGGGGCACCAGUCCCCUACCCCCACUGCACCAUUUCUGGGAGGGAGAGCGGGGAGCCUCAGCUGCCCCCUUUUCCUUCCUGCUGGGGUGCUGUCCCCUGUGACCCCCAGGACCCUUGCCCCAGGACACAGACCCCUUCACUCCGGGGUGCUAUCCCCAUCCUCUGCCUCAUCGUUCCCCUGAGCACUGGGGGACAGACCCUCACCCCCACCCUGGGGGUGCGGCACCUCCAAACUUUCAACUUCAGGGUGAUUUUUUAGCAGUAACCAGAGCUGACAAUCUAACUCCCCUCCACCGCCCCAUUUUGGCCUCCCCUGUCCCCCUUGUUAUGGGGAGGGGACCCCGGGUGAGGGGGUCCUAUUACCCCUUGAUUUCUCAGGAGCGUCUGGGGGGGCUCAGCACGCACAAACUCCUUCUCCUCCUACCACUCUCAAAUACUCUCCCUCCCCACCCAGAACCCAGAUGGGGUGGAGGGGCCACCGGGGCAGGGAGGGGGCGGCAAGGGGGAAUGGGAGUUGUCUCCCUUUCUUCCAUACCUGAUCUGCUCUUGGCUGGUCCCAGAGCGGGGUGAGGGGGCUCAGGCCCCCCCCUCCCCCAGUGCGUUGGGUGGGGCGGAACUGAGGUUCAGGGGAGGGGUUAGGGUUUAGCAGGGGGGUGUAUGUUGGGGAGGACAGACUAGCUGAUCUGCCCUACCCUGACACACACAGCCCCCCUGCCCCCCCCUCUUGGUCUCUACUCCCAGGGGGAGGGGGGAACUUACUCUAGGAAAAGCCAUGUCUCUCUCCCCCAGGGCAGGGGGACCUGUGUUGGAGGAGGGGUGUUGGGGGCCCCCUUCCAUGACUCUGUCCCCUGGGGGAGGUAGGACAGGGCUGGGCUUCCCUCUCAUCCUCCCCCCGCCCCAAUCUCCCUCCACAUCUCUCCCUCCCGCCAGCUCCACAAUUUUUCGGUGUUUCUCUGUACAUAGCUCUCUGGCGGGAUAGGGGAGGUAGGAUGGAUGGGGUUUGGGGUGGGUCGGUCAUAGGAGGAGAGAAGGCCCUCCUUGGCACCCCCUCGUCCCUGACUGCUGUCCUCUACCCAGCCUUGCCCCCUCAUCCCUUCUUGCGUUUGGUAUUGAGACUUCUCGGACUCCACCCUUCUUUCUUUUGUAUGGACAGUUCCCUUUCAGUCCCAUCCCCUACACACAGACACCCAGCCGGGGCCAAAUUUAUACUUAUAUAAAAGUUGUAAAUAUGUGAAAUUUUAUCCCUGUGCCCUUCCUUGCUUUCCCAACCUCAGACCCUCCCCCUGGACCCCCUUUCCUCUUCUCUUCUUUGGCUGUUGUAAUUAUCUGGGAUUUGUACUGUACAUAUCUGGGGUGUGUGUGUGUGGGCUGGGGGCAACCCCUCUGUACAGCGCUUCCUGGCCCCCUCCCCCCCACGAUUCCGUCCCCCACCCCAUAAGGGUAGGGAGAUGUUCUUCCUACCUGUUUUAUUUUGUUUUCUCGUUCUCCCUCCCCACCCCUCCCCACCCCACCCCCAGCCUACUCUCUCCCCCACCACUGCCCCUUUUCUUCCACUCCCAGCCCCAUUUCCUUUUUUUCUGGAGUGUGUGGUGAAACAGAAAAAUCAUGUUUAAUAAACGGAGAUUGUUCUUUUA
Molecule: messenger RNA, 9135 nt
Organism: Cervus elaphus (red deer)
Lineage: Eukaryota; Metazoa; Chordata; Mammalia; Artiodactyla; Cervidae
Gene: SYNGAP1
Product: synaptic Ras GTPase activating protein 1
Exons: 17
Coding region: 3515-7381 (1288 amino acids)
Biological process (GO): negative regulation of Ras protein signal transduction; regulation of GTPase activity
Source: RefSeq, a predicted model, not a curated record